This is a messenger RNA of Salvia miltiorrhiza (redroot sage), 1513 nucleotides long. RefSeq names its product BTB/POZ domain-containing protein At1g21780-like. Gene Ontology annotation, molecular function: protein binding. The record is from RefSeq and is a predicted model, not a curated record. The transcript is spliced from 5 exons. The coding region runs from base 321 to 1325 and encodes 334 amino acids. NCBI's taxonomy places the organism in Eukaryota, Viridiplantae, Streptophyta, Magnoliopsida, Lamiales, Lamiaceae.
GAAUGACGGAGAGGGAGUGGUUGUGAGCGUGAUUAAAGGCGGCGGCGCAGAGAUCGGCGGCGAGGCCUAGCCCCCUCUUGCUGGGCGGCACAUACGUAUGAGUUAUGUCCAUUACUUUACUGCCCCUCAUCUCGUAUUCAAGCAAUACAGCCAAAAAAGUCCACUUUUUCCCCCAAAUCGGAUCUCCCCUCACAAGCUAAAAGGCCUGUAACUAUGCUUCAUUAAAUGAGGGGAGUGACUGACAUAUGCUUCCGUAAAAAUUUAAGUCAAAAACCCCUCACACACAGUGGAAGUCAAGUUUCCUCUCUCUCUCACACACAAUGGCGGACACGAAAGUGGAGACGAUAGCAAGGUUGGCGCAGUGGAAAAUCGAGAGUUUCGGGCCAACCAACCCGUACAAGAGAUCCGACCCCUUCAAAAUCGGCAUUUGGAACUGGUACCUGCAUUUAUCGGUGGAGAAAAACCGCUCCGUUUACAUCAGGCUUUUCCCCGAACCGUCUCGACUUUCCAAGGAGCAGCCGCCGCUUGCUCGCUUCGUCAUUCGUGUUUCCACCUCCGCCUCCAAUCGCAGGCCCUACGUUUCGCCCAUUCACGAGAGACUACUUCGUUCUAGUGAUGACUUUGCUUGUCCUAUUGAUAUUAACUUUCAAGGACGUUUUGUCAUUGACGUUGAGUUUCUGGAUCUUAAGAUCUGCCCUCUAAAUCCUCUUGAACUUCAGGGUGGAGAAGGCAGUUCUAUAUGGCCCAGCGACGGACUGAUGCAAAGUCAAGCGAGCCAAAGCACUCUCAGAUGUCUCUAUCGUAUGCUUGAUGAGGAGAUUCAUGCAGACGUCACCAUCAACUUAUCUGAUGGACCUUUACGAGCUCACAGAGCGAUUCUCUCUGCUAGUUCUCCCGUCUUUCUGAGCAUGUUCCAGCAUGAUCUCAAGGAGAAAGAGUCUUCAACAAUCGACAUUCUAGAUAUGACAUCCGAGUCCUGCAUGGCCCUUCUCCGUUACCUGUAUGGGACGAUAAGCCAGGAAGAUUUCUGGAAGCACCGGCUAGCAUUGCUGAGCGCAGCAAACAAGUACAGCAUUAUAGACUUGAAGGAUGCUUGCGAAGAGAGCCUGCUAGAAGAUAUCAACUCGGGAAACGUGCUCGAGAGACUGCAAGAAGCUUGGCUCUACCAACUUGAUAAAUUGAAGAAGGGAUGCUUGGUUUACUUGCUUGAUUUUGGCAAGAUUUAUGAUGUGAGAGAAGAAAUGAAUGAUUUCUUCAGGCAGGCAGAUAGAGAACUAGUUGUGGAGAUGUUCCAAGAGUUGCUUGCAGUUUGGAAACCAACAUAAAAUAAAUGAUUGUUGUAUUUGUGUCUUAUGUUUUGUACCCUCUGUUGUAAUAUAUUAAUACUCUUACUAAUACUCAGAGGUAAAAGAGUGGAGAUGGGAAGUCUAUGAAUGUAAUAUUAUGAUGACUGUUGUAAUUCAGAAACAUGGAAUUAUAUUAUAGUAUGAGAAGAGAAUGAUUCAUUUCUUCA